Molecule: messenger RNA, 4090 nt
Organism: Leptopilina heterotoma
Lineage: Eukaryota; Metazoa; Arthropoda; Insecta; Hymenoptera; Figitidae
Exons: 2
Coding region: 1115-3655 (846 amino acids)
Source: RefSeq, a predicted model, not a curated record
UUUUCAGAUCAUCCACUUCAACAGAAGAAGAAUAUUGUAUAUAAUCUUGUAGAUAGGGCAUUUUCAUUGUCCAAUAAAAAAUUCCAAUUUGACAACUUGAAAAAAAUUAAAAAUAUUUUAAAAAACAAUAACUAUCCUUCAGACUUCAUUGAAAAACAUAUCAAGAUUCGUGUUAAUAAAAUAAAAUUUUCUGAUGUUAAUAAUAAUAAUAACAAAACUAAUAUAUAUAGUAAAAUUCCAAAAGUUUGUUUACCUUUUAAUGAAAAAUGUUUUUUCAAGUUGUCAAAUAUCCUUAGAGAGUUUAAUUGCACGUCUAUUCCUCUUAUAAAUAAAAAUUCUAGUUCUAUCAUCAAACUAGGUAAAGAUUCGACAAAAAAAUGGGAUAGAACAAAUGUUGUAUAUAAGUUUGAUUGUAAAACCUGCCCUGCAACAUAUAUUGGCGAGACGAAACGAUCUUUACUAACUCGCAUAAACGAACAUAAAAAAGUGAAUGACAACUCUGUAGUGUACCGACAUUGUAUCAAUUUCAAUCAUGAUUUUGAUUGGGAAAAUGUGAAGGUUUUGGACAAUGAAAAAAAUUUUAUAAAACGACGAAUAUCGGAAAUGAUCCACAUAAAAACAAAUCAUUCCACUAUUAACAGAAAAGAAGAUAUUCUCACUCUAAAUAAAACGUUCUUUCCUCUUUUCAGACGUAUAGACUCAUGUCCAUAAUGACAAAACAAUAACAUAUCUUGCUGACCACCUGUGUUUACAUAUCAGUUCAUUGACUCUUUUAGUUUUCAUAGUUUUGACUUUCUUAUCUCAGUUUCUAAUUUUAUUUCAGUUGACACUGAGUCGUUGUAGAGGAAUGUCUCCUUUUCUUCUAUAUAAUUAUAAAUUUAAUCUCUUGUGUGGAAUAUGUGUCGUGUUUUGUUUUUUAAUUUAUUUAUUUAUUUAUUUAAUUUUUAUUCUUCAUGACGAACUAAAAUAGUGUUUUUAUGUUUUAAUGAAUUAGCCUGAUGAGGUUGGCAAACCUUAGCCAACGAAACGUCGCAUUACUGACGAAACACAUUGGAUUUCUUAUUCAAUUAUUUACCUUCCCAUGAUCAUUUAUUUAUCAAAUAUCAAUUAAACCAUGGAAGGAUUUAAAUCUACUCAAUUAUCAAUUUCGAGUCUUGGAUCGGAGAUAGACUCAACCUUGUUGUCAACAUCCUUUUUCACAUAUAUUGGUGAAAAAUAUGGAAAACAUCUUAAAGAUCUUUUAAAAAAAUGGACAUCUACAAAUAAACAAUUGGCGACGGCACUUUCAAAAAAGGUUUUUCUGUUGAGUUGUAGAAAUAACAACGUCUUUCCUCAACAUAUCAUCAAUCUACAAAAACGUGUAAACAUUACAUCUUUUUACAGUAAGUCAUGCAAAAAAACCUUUGCAAAAUUAAAUGCAUCUUAUCUAAGAAACAUAUUAAACAUUGAAAUCAACGACAUUCAUCUACAUGUGGAAUUCUUAAAAAAGCUUCAAAAUUAUUGUGAACUUAGUAUUAAAAAUUCAAAUUUUAACAACGUGUCUCGUGACAGAUUUUUUGAUCUUUCACGAAAAAAGUUCAUUCGCAUUUUACACGCCAAUAAUACUAUUCAUAAAAAUAAAUUAACAACAUUAAUAAAAAAACAAUCAGUCGAAACCAAAAUUUCCAAACCAAAUUGGUUCAAAAAUUUAACCGAUAUUGUGAUCCCGUCAGAAGUGGCUGAAGUUGCAUCAUUGGGUCCCAAUUUCUGUUUUUCAAAAGACAUCUCUAAGGUAGAUAUUAUAAAUACCGUAAAAAACUUAGAGUUUUGUUUAUCAAAAGUCGACAUUGAUGAAAAUUCAAAAAAUACUUUAAGGGGAAAAUUUUCUGAUGUUUUGUCAAAUAAUUUGAAAAAUAAGAAUUCAUUAACUAAUCAAGAUAAAUCUUUUUCAAAAAAAUUAAAUAUUACAAAAACUUUUUUAAAAAAUAAUCCUGAACUUUUUUUCACUCCUGCCGAUAAAGGCAAUGUGACAGUACUUUUAAAGAAAACUGACUAUAAUCAAAAAAUGACAAAUAUGUUUACUGACACUACAACAUAUGAACUUAUAAAAAAGAAUCCAAUUAAAAAACUUAUCAAAAAUACAUCAUCAAUUCUUAAAUAUUUAAAUGAAAAUGAAUUCCUUGACAAAGUUUAUCACCCGAAUCAAUUGACUUUGACUGACACUGUUUUGGCUAAAGCUUAUGGACUCCCAAAAAUACAUAAAGAAAAUGUCCCACUUCGUCCGAUUAUUUCCUUAAUAAAUAGCCCUACUCAUUUUCUCGCAAAAAUAUUGUACAACUCCUUAAAAAAUUGUAUUACUUUACCUCGGUCACACAUUAACAAUAGUUUAGAACUUAAAAACAAAUUAGACAAUGUUACUAUGGACGACAGCUACACUUUUAUCUCACUUGACGUAAGUUCCAUGUUUACAAAUGUGUCUUGUGAGUUGGUCAUUCAGAGUUUGGAUCGACGUGUUAGUUGUAUAAACCAAAAAUGUAAAAUUCCAUUCUCUGACAUUAUUGAUUUUACUAAAUUUGUAUUUAAUAAUACAUAUUUUUCUUUUGAUGGAAAAUUCUACAGACAGACAUACGGAACUCCGAUGGGUUCUCCAAUUUCACCUUUCGUCUCGGAUAUUGUAAUGGAUGAUCUGGAAACUGAAUGUUUAAAAGAGUUAAAAGAAAAACAUAAUUGUGUUCCACUUUUCUAUUAUAGGUAUGUGGAUGACACAAUUUUAGCCAUAAAAAAAGAACAUGUUGAUCUGGUCAUUGACACUUUUAACUCUUACAAUCGAAAAUUACAAUUUACUGUUGAAAAAGAAAAAGAAAAUUCUAUUAACUUUCUCGAUCUAAAGCUUAUCAGAGACAACAACAAAAUUAUUACAAAUUGGUAUCAAAAACCGAUUUCAUCAGAUAGACUCAUUAACUAUUUUUCAGAUCAUCCACUUCAACAGAAGAAGAAUAUUGUAUAUAAUCUUGUAGAUAGGGCAUUUUCAUUGUCCAAUAAAAAAUUCCAAUUUGACAACUUGAAAAAAAUUAAAAAUAUUUUAAAAAACAAUAACUAUCCUUCAGACUUCAUUGAAAAACAUAUCAAGAUUCGUGUUAAUAAAAUAAAAUUUUCUGAUGUUAAUAAUAAUAAUAACAAAACUAAUAUAUAUAGUAAAAUUCCAAAAGUUUGUUUACCUUUUAAUGAAAAAUGUUUUUUCAAGUUGUCAAAUAUCCUUAGAGAGUUUAAUUGCACGUCUAUUCCUCUUAUAAAUAAAAAUUCUAGUUCUAUCAUCAAACUAGGUAAAGAUUCGACAAAAAAAUGGGAUAGAACAAAUGUUGUAUAUAAGUUUGAUUGUAAAACCUGCCCUGCAACAUAUAUUGGCGAGACGAAACGAUCUUUACUAACUCGCAUAAACGAACAUAAAAAAGUGAAUGACAACUCUGUAGUGUACCGACAUUGUAUCAAUUUCAAUCAUGAUUUUGAUUGGGAAAAUGUGAAGGUUUUGGACAAUGAAAAAAAUUUUAUAAAACGACGAAUAUCGGAAAUGAUCCACAUAAAAACAAAUCAUUCCACUAUUAACAGAAAAGAAGAUAUUCUCACUCUAAAUAAAACGUUCUUUCCUCUUUUCAGACGUAUAGACUCAUGUCCAUAAUGACAAAACAAUAACAUAUCUUGCUGACCACCUGUGUUUACAUAUCAGUUCAUUGACUCUUUUAGUUUUCAUAGUUUUGACUUUCUUAUCUCAGUUUCUAAUUUUAUUUCAGUUGACACUGAGUCGUUGUAGAGGAAUGUCUCCUUUUCUUCUAUAUAAUUAUAAAUUUAAUCUCUUGUGUGGAAUAUGUGUCGUGUUUUGUUUUUUAAUUUAUUUAUUUAUUUAUUUAAUUUUUAUUCUUCAUGACGAACUAAAAUAGUGUUUUUAUGUUUUAAUGAAUUAGGUAGGAUAUUAUUCGUUGUUAAUUACUUUAGUGAAAAAUAGUGUUUUUUAGAAAACCUUUAUAAAUAUUAAAGUGCCUUUUCUGUUUUUAAUAAAUUUAGCCUGAUGAGGUUGGCAAACCUUAGCCAACGAAACGUCGCAUUACUGACGAAA